Aspergillus ochraceoroseus IBT 24754 is the source of this 419-nucleotide messenger RNA. RefSeq names its product mitochondrial 37S ribosomal protein uS19m. Lineage: Eukaryota; Fungi; Ascomycota; Eurotiomycetes; Eurotiales; Aspergillaceae. The transcript is spliced from 5 exons. The record is from RefSeq and is a predicted model, not a curated record. Bases 1 to 300 code for a protein of 99 amino acids. Gene Ontology annotation, cellular component: cytosolic small ribosomal subunit; ribosome. Gene Ontology annotation, biological process: translation; ribosomal small subunit assembly. Gene Ontology annotation, molecular function: structural constituent of ribosome.
AUGCAACUCACGCGUGUGCUAUUCAAGCGCUCAGUGUGGAAGGGCCCCAACAUUGUCCCUCUUCCACUCCCGAGACAAUUACCUCCUCCCCCGAAUACCCCGCCUAUCCGCACGCAGAAGCGCGCUGCUACCAUUCUCCCGAAUUUCGUCGGGCUGCGGUUCUCAGUGCACAACGGGAAGACGUACCAGGAUGUCUUGAUCACAGAGGAAAUGGUCGGGAGGAAACUGGGCGAAUAUGUGCCGUAUGAAGCUGACUUCACUCGGAAGAGGUUCACGUACAAGCAGUCGAAGAACAAAUAGUCGUGCGCGGUUUUCAGGGGUAGGGGUUGGUGGAUGUUGUGUUGCUUCUUGUUCCCCCAGCGGACAUCGACAUAUUGGGAUCUGGAUUUCUCAUCUGGUUCUGGGGUUUUGAGCGUUUU